Platichthys flesus (European flounder) is the source of this 4259-nucleotide messenger RNA. It is a transcript of the gene slc4a5a, whose product is annotated as solute carrier family 4 member 5a. The coding region runs from base 163 to 3375 and encodes 1070 amino acids. Gene Ontology annotation, biological process: monoatomic anion transport; regulation of intracellular pH; transmembrane transport. Gene Ontology annotation, molecular function: monoatomic anion transmembrane transporter activity; sodium:bicarbonate symporter activity; solute:inorganic anion antiporter activity. The record is from RefSeq and is a predicted model, not a curated record. Gene Ontology annotation, cellular component: plasma membrane. Lineage: Eukaryota; Metazoa; Chordata; Actinopteri; Pleuronectiformes; Pleuronectidae. The transcript has 24 exons.
UCCAUCUAUAUCGGCGUCCCAGUGCCUCAGGGAUAUCGACGUAAGCGCAGGCGAAGGCGCUCUAGCCGUGAGGCCGCUGACAUUGACAGAGACAGACACUACAGCCAGCACAGGCACCGGGAACAUGACCGGUACCAGGACAUAGACGUAGAGGAAGGGCUCAUGGAUUCGAGCGAGCAGAUUUUACCUGACAUCAACCGCACAAUGUCUCCAGCAGCCGAGCGUCUACGCUACAUCCUGAAUGAAGAUGAUGACAUGCCCACGCCAACGCUCUUCACUGAGAUGGACACUCUGCAGAGGGAGGGAGAUGAGCUGGAGUGGAAGGAGUCUGCCAGGUGGGUGAAGUUCGAGGAGAAGGUAGAGGAAGGAGGAGAGAGGUGGAGUAAACCCCACGUGUCCACGCUGUCCCUGCACAGUCUUUUCGAGCUCAGGACAUGUCUCCAGACGGGAACAGUUCUGCUCGACCUGGAAGGCUACUCGCUGCCUCAAAUAGUCGAUGACAUAAUUGAAAGGCAGAUCGCGGAGGGCAUGAUAUCCCCAGAUCUGAGAGAGCAGAUCAGCUUUGUCCUGCUGAGGAAACAUCGACACCAGACCAAGAAGCCAAUCCACCGCUCGCUAGCCGACAUCGGCAAGUCCAACACUUCGACCACAGGUCGUAGUGUAGGGCCCCGAGGUGGACCAGGUCACGGGCCAGGUCCUGGGUCGAUGGCCAACAUCCACCGCUCCACAGAGGACCUCAGAUUGAAACAACAGUCUUCCAACUAUGGCCGCCUGCGUCACGCUCAGAGCAGAAGCAUGAACGAUAUUGCAGAUACUCCCAGCACAGACCAGCUCAAAAACAAAUUCAUGAAGAAGAUCCCUAGAGAUGCAGAGGCAUCCAAUGUCUUGGUGGGGGAGGUGGAUUUCCUCGACAAACCCUUUGUAGCCUUUGUCCGCCUUGCCCAAGCCACAACACUUGGAGGUCUGACUGAGGUCCCCGUGCCCACCAGAUUCCUGUUUGUUCUGUUGGGGCCCCAAGGAAAGGCCAAGUCGUAUAAUGAGAUUGGCCGAGCCAUAGCAACCCUAAUGGUGGAUGAUCUCUUCAGUGACGUAGCCUACAAGGCCAGAGAUCGAGAGGAUCUCAUCGCCGGCAUAGAUGAGUUUCUGGAUGAAGUUAUUGUGCUUCCACCUGGAGAAUGGGAUCCUAAAAUCCGCAUUGAGCCGCCAAAGAAAGUCCCCUCAGCUGACAAAAGGAAGUCAGUGUUCUCCUUGAAUGAACUGGGGCAGAUGAACGGUACAGCUGGGGGAGGAGGAGGCCAGUCUGAGGACGAGGAGAUGCCAGUGCAACAUGAGCUCGGAGAGGAGCUAGCAUUCACUGGACGCUUCUGUGGUGGGCUUUACCUGGAUAUAAAGAGGAAAUUGCCAUGGCUGCCUAGUGACAUCUACGAAGGCUUUCACAUUCAGUCCAUCUCUGCUGUGCUCUUCAUCUACUUGGGCUGCAUCACCAACGCCAUCACCUUUGGUGGUCUGCUGGGGGACGCUACAGACAACUACCAGGGUGUGAUGGAGAGUUUCCUGGGCACAGCUCUGGCUGGCACUGUUUUCUGUCUUUUCAGUGGUCAGCCCCUCAUCAUCCUCAGCUCCACUGGACCCAUCCUCAUCUUUGAAAAGCUCCUGUUUGAAUUCAGCAAAAAUAACGGCAUAGAUUACAUGGAGCUGCGUCUGUGGAUCGGCAUGCAUUCCUGCCUGCAGUGUUUUAUCCUGGUGGCUACUGACGCCAGUUACAUCAUCAAGUACAUGACGCGCUUCACAGAGGAGGGCUUCUCCAGCCUCAUCUCCUUCAUCUUCAUAUCGGACGCGAUCAAGAAGAUGGUGGGCUCCUUCAAAUACUACCCCAUCAACACUGACUUCAAGCCUGACUACAUCACCACCUACAAGUGCGAGUGCUUGGCCCCUGACCCAGUUCCAAUGCCAGAUAACAGCUCUAGUGUCUCUGGGUUUAAUGUGACAGCGAUGGACUGGAGCCAGCUGAGCAAGAAGGAGUGUGUGAAGUAUGGAGGUGCCCUGGUGGGAAAGACUUGCAAGUAUGUCCCUGAUCUGGCCCUCAUGUCCUUCAUCCUCUUCUUUGGCACCUACUCCAUGACCGUCUCUCUCAAGAAGUUCAAGUUCAGCCGCUACUUCCCCACCAAGCUGAGGAAACUCAUCAGUGACUUCUCCAUCUUCAUGUCCAUUAUGACGUUUGUGGGGCUGGAUAUGUUGAUGGGACUCAAAACUCCCAAACUAAUUGUUCCAACAGAAUUUAAGCCAACUCGCCCUGACCGUGGCUGGCUGGUGAUGCCGUUUGGAAAGAACCCAUGGUGGGUGUACCUGGCCAGCUUUGUCCCUGCCCUGCUGGUCACCAUUCUCAUCUUCAUGGACCAGCAGAUCAGCGCUGUCAUUGUUAACCGCAAGGAGAACAAACUUAAGAAAGGCUGUGGUUAUCACUUGGAUCUGUUCUGGGUUGGUGUCCUGAUGGCUCUCUGCUCCUUCAUGGGCCUGCCCUGGUACGUGGCUGCCACCGUCAUCUCCAUCGCCCACAUCGACUCUCUGAAGAUGGAGAGUGCGUCGAGCGCUCCCGGAGAACAGCCUCAGUUCCUCGGGGUCAGAGAACAAAGAAUGACAGGAAUUUUGGUGUUUUGUCUCACCGGAGUCUCCAUCUUCCUCGCUCCAAUACUUAAGUACAUCCCCAUGCCGGUGCUGUACGGUGUCUUCCUCUACAUGGGUGUCGCCUCGCUCAGUGGAAUCCAGUUCUGGGACAGGAUAAAGUUGUACAUGAUGCCAUCAAAGCACCAGCCGGACUUUCCUUACCUCCGUCAUGUUCCUCUGAGGAAAGUACACCUGUUCACACUUGUCCAGAUCAUCUGUCUGGCUGUGCUCUGGAUCCUGAAAUCCACCUUCUUGGCCAUCAUCUUCCCUGUGAUGAUCCUGGGUCUGAUGGUCGUCCGAAAGAUGCUGGACAUGGUUUUCUCCCAGCACGACCUGGCCUGGAUUGAUGACCUCCUUCCUGGGAAGGCGAAGAAGGAAACUAAAGAAGAAAAGAAGAAAGGGAAGGAGAAAGACAAGGAGAGGGAGAAGGUGAAGGAGAAGGAAAAGGAGAGGAAGAAGCCCAGACAAGACGACAGUGACGAGGAGGAUAAAUACCAUGCCUACCCCAACCACUCCCCCAGCUCUGAGUCUGACGUGGAUCGCAGCAUCACCCUCCACCUGAAGAUCUCCUGCCCAUCGUCUCCGGCCAUGCCCAUGGGGAGAGGGAUGUCCUGUCCCGUGCCCCAGGUGAAGAUUGAGAUGGAGUCAGACUACGACUCGGACAGCGACCACCAUCGACCCCGGGACAUGAGCAGUGAGACCACAUUAUAGAGCUGAGACAUGAUGUCUUGUUGACAGACCAGUGAACGACUUUACAAGGGCAGAUGACUGAAUGCAGCCGGUGCUGCCCCUCAGGCAGCAUCAGGUGGUGCAGACUGACAGCCGUGUGCAUACUGACACCUGGACAGACAGAAAUGAUGGGACCGAUGCAGUCCAUGCAGUUGGACAAUUAAAAGUAUUGAAUGCAUCUUCAUUUAAACUGGUGCAUUUGUGACAGAUUUAGCUCUAAACACUAUAAAGAAAACUGAAUUUAUUUAUUUAGUUGUUUGAUGUAAAUGGUAUGUGUAUAGGAUAAUCUACUAUAUUUGAUGUGAAAAUGUGUAUCUUUAAUAUUACUAGCUAUAUAUUAAUACUGUACUAUUAUUGUAAUUAUUUUAAAUUCAAGCUAGUCUUUACAUUAAUAACAUUACAAAACCUAUUGUACAGCAAUUGUAUUGUACAGAGUUUGGGUUAGAGGCAGGGAAUAUGACACAACAAUUUCAAUAACAGAAGUAUUGAACAUGAAUUUACAAAGUCAUAUAUUGAAAGCCAUGCGUGCUACUCUAUGUUAGCCUUGUUUCUGUGUGUGUUUGAAUUUGCUGUAUAUCUGCCUCUGAUCCCAGAUAACCACUUCUCCUCGUCCUUGUUUCCCUUCAUUUCACUUUCCACAUUGGCACAUGGAACAAAAAGAAACAACCAAAAAGUCCUGAUGUUCUCAUGCUGCUUUAAAGGAUCAUUAUACUAUGUGAGAUAUAGCAUACGUGUUCAUGUUUGUGGUUUUACUCUCCAAGACUGUAUGAAAACAGCAUUAUCUUCCAGCACAAUGCUCAACAUAAGAAAUGCACAAAGAAAUGGAACAGAUAUAAUUCAUGCAAUUAAAAUGCUAUUAUUCCAAA